Coniophora puteana RWD-64-598 SS2 is the source of this 1297-nucleotide messenger RNA. RefSeq lists its product as uncharacterized. Gene Ontology annotation, cellular component: nucleus. Bases 212 to 1081 code for a protein of 289 amino acids. Lineage: Eukaryota; Fungi; Basidiomycota; Agaricomycetes; Boletales; Coniophoraceae. Gene Ontology annotation, biological process: regulation of transcription by RNA polymerase II. The record is from RefSeq and is a predicted model, not a curated record. Gene Ontology annotation, molecular function: DNA-binding transcription factor activity, RNA polymerase II-specific; RNA polymerase II transcription regulatory region sequence-specific DNA binding. The transcript has 4 exons.
GGGACCUGUGAGAAAUCAAGAACCAACGGAAACAAAGUAGAAGUCGUGGCUCUUCCUUUUACUACUUAUAUAUCCGCACAGGGCGUCUGCUGAGGUUCUAUCGAUAUCCCUCAUCGAUAUCCUCUCCCGGAGUCCGCCAACGGUAGGCUGACAGGCGACGUCAGAAAUUUCACCCGUCGUAGGCGCAACUUCAAGCAAGACCUAGGUCACCAUGGUUUAUUGCAAUAGAUGCGACCGAUACUUCAACAGUAAUGGCGCAUGGGUCCAGCAUGUUAACGACUCUUCAGCUCACUGGAUGUGCUGGAAGUGUGACAGGGACUUCAUGUCGUGGAACGCACUCUUGUCGCACUAUGUGAACAGUCCCUAUCACUCUUACUGCCGCCACUGCGAAGAGGACUUUGACGACGAUGACGAACUCGAGGAACAUAUGGAAGAUUGUCACUGGUGGUGCCGACAUUGUGAUCAGGUAUUCCAGAAUGAACUAGGCCUCAAGGAACACUACCGCCAGUCACCUGCUCAUCACUAUUGCAUCGACUGCGAUCGUGAUUUCAUGUCGGACUCGCACUUAAGAUCGCAUCGCAACUCGAAGCUUCAUCACCCGCAAGAUGUCAUGUGUCCAUUCAGAGGCUGUGGAAUGUCUUUUGUAUCCAGGUCGGCGCUCGUUCUCCACCUAGAGUCAGGCGGCUGUGCCUCUAGAGUGAGCAAACGCGAGAUCGACUACUUCGUCCGCCAGAAGGACACCCACAAUAUCAUCACCGAUCCCUCUCGCAUGAUUACAGGCGCCUUCGAAGUCUACAAGGAAUACAUAGCUACGUGCGGUUCAUGGAACGGCCACGCGUACGAAUGUGUGCUCUGUCACCGCGAGUUCCGCCAGCUCGCCGACUUGAACAAACACCUCGCGAGCCCGAGGCAUGAAUCGAAGUCAUAUCGGUGUCCCAACAUCUCAUGUGGUGUUCACUUUAGCACUCUCAGUGGGCUAUGUCAGCACAUUGAGAGCGAGAAAUGUGGUGUCUUUAAGUUCCGGGCCGUGAGGGACACCAUGGACAGGGUUUUCGAUGACAUGAAGAGACUCAGUCUGUAAUCGACUUCUGUAACAUAACACGUCCGUUCUUUCCGUCGACUGCAUACUAACUGCUACCACUGUGUGUACAUUAUAACUACUGGGCCUCAAGGAUGCUAUGGAUGUCGAUAUUUAUUGUGCUUCACUGCCUGCAGCCAAGAAUGUACUCAGCUUUGAAAUAUUGCGAACUCUUUGGAAUCCGUUGCACAAGCAACUUGAAAGUGAAAUAGAUUCAGC